This is a messenger RNA of Cheilinus undulatus (humphead wrasse), 5776 nucleotides long. RefSeq names its product muscleblind-like protein 1. The record is from RefSeq and is a predicted model, not a curated record. Bases 938 to 2131 code for a protein of 397 amino acids. Gene Ontology annotation, molecular function: metal ion binding. Lineage: Eukaryota; Metazoa; Chordata; Actinopteri; Labriformes; Labridae. The transcript is spliced from 11 exons.
GACCGAUACCCCAUAAUGCACUGCACGCUGCAGGGCUGAAGUCGUGCAGAUUCAUCAGUUCCUGUUCAGAGGGAUUGUGUGUGAGCGCACACACUCAUACACCAAGACCGAACGCUGGAGAAACACAGAGACGAGCAGGCAGAGAGAAGUGCCUUCUUUCGUCGACCCUGUUGGCUGUUUGGCUCAGCUGAAGCCGCCUCUGUGCCUGUCCCUGUCUGCUGGAGUUUCCAGCCACACCAGGAGCCGCAGGACUGCCAACGCCACUCGCUGAGCCAGUCUCCACAACACUGACACCUCCCUGCUUUGCUCCAUCUCCUGCUCCGUCUGCUAUCCAUGCCACUCAGCCCUCCACUGUGGGUGCCAACCACUCCUCCAUCCUUGAAGACAGACAACUUUCAUCGCCUUCACUGAGCAAAAGUCUCCUAUUCGUCCCCUCCGCCUCUACCUUCUUCUCCCUCUCUUUUUCCUUCCUCUCCUCCCUCCUGCUUCUUUUCAUCAUGGACCAACUUGAUCGAUAAUGUGUUUUGCCAUUCGUCUCAUCUGACAGUUCAGCAGAGGAGUGAGGCGACUGAGAGGACCAGUGGGUGAUUGUACUUGAGUGAAAAACAACGGGGAGGAAGAGAUUACGAAGCCUAACCUCUGUGGCCAUUCCCAGCCCAGGCCCUGGGUGGCAGGUGGUUAGGGAUUCCUGUUACAGCCACAAACAGACUCUUAGGAUGGGCUGCAUGUGGUAGGCGAGUCCAAGGCCUCGUAGGCUUCAUCUAAGAAUCACACCCUGGGGGAAAAGAAGCUCUUAAAACCGACUUUCUCCCAUGUCCUUUCCUCACUGUUCCUCCUCAUUUGUCCCAGUGUCAUUAGAAAAGCACAGACGCACACAUAAUUGCAUUUCCUGGAUAUCUGCUCCUCCUCCACAUCGACCCCUCCUGCCUGGUCCGAAAUGGCGGUGAAUGUGACACCGAUCAGGGACACAAAGUGGCUGACGCUGGAGGUUUGUCGGGAAUUCCAGAGAGGGACAUGUUCCCGGCCAGACAGCGAGUGCAAGUUCGCUCACCCUGCCAAGAGCUGUCAAGUGGAAAACGGCCGAGUCAUUGCCUGUUUUGACUCGCUCAAGGGGCGCUGCUCCAGAGAGAACUGUAAAUACCUUCACCCUCCUCCCCAUCUAAAGACCCAGCUGGAGAUCAAUGGCAGGAACAACCUCAUCCAACAGAAAAACAUGGCCAUGUUGGCCCAGCAGAUGCAGCUCGCCAACGCCAUGAUGCCCGGUACACAGCUACAGCCAGUGCCCAUGUUUUCAGUCACACCCAGCCUUGCAACCAACGUGAAUGCUGCUGCUGCGGCGGCCGCUGCAUUCAACCCUUACCUUGGCCCUGUGUCGCCUGGCCUGAUGCCUGCUGACAUCUUGCCCAGUGCCCCUGUACUGGUCACCAGCAACCCCAACGUCCCCGUACCGGCUGCUGCUGCCGCCGCUGCACAGAAACUCAUGAGGACGGACAGACUGGAGGUAUGUAGGGAAUAUCAGCGGGGUAACUGCACACGCGGGGAGAACGACUGUCGCUUCGCCCACCCAGCAGACAGCACGAUGAUUGACACCAACGACAACACGGUCACUGUGUGUAUGGACUACAUAAAGGGCCGCUGCUCAAGGGAGAAGUGCAAGUACUUUCACCCCCCGGCUCACCUGCAGGCCAAGAUCAAAGCUGCCCAGCACCAAGUCAACCAGGCUGCAGCGGCUGCGGCCAUGACUCAGUCGGCUGUCAAAUCACUGAAGCGACCCCUCGACGCAACCUUUGACCUGGGGCUCCCUCCCGUCUUGCCUCCUUUACCAAAGAGACCUGCACUUGAAAAAGCCAACGGUGCCACCACUAUGUUCAAUGCUGGCGUAUUCCAGUACCAACAGGCCCUGGCCAACAUGCAGUUUCAGCAGCAGGCGGCCUUCAUACCAUCAGGCUCGAUAUUGUGCAUGACACCUGCAACAAGUGUUGUACCCAUGAUGCACGGUGCUACUCCAGCCACUGUGUCUGCAGCCACCACAUCUGCCACAAGUGUUCCCUUUGCAACCGCAACAGCCAAUCAGAUUCCAAUAAUAUCUGCAGACCAUCUGACUAGUCACAAGUAUGUGACCCAGAUGUAGGAUCUCGAUCAGAACAAUGGAAUAUGAGUGUGCAGACAACUAGUCCAAGAUUAGCAGUCACCCUUCACGCCUUGAACAUAGAGGGCAACAACGGAGAACCAAAUCUGAAGUGGUUUGGAAUAAAUCUGCAUGUUAACAUAGGAGGCACAGUUUGUCAGGAUUGUUUUCAUCAUGCACACUCUUACACAACAACAGAAAAAACUUCAUUUGCAUCAAAGACUGCCUUUUGCUCAGCGGAGGCGACUUACCUUUAUUCACCGGACACACUUUGAAUGUCAACAUGAGGUAAAUGUGCGGAGCGUUCAUCAAAAAGCGACUGGAUUGGUACGUCCAUCAACCGCGAAUCAUGACUUGAGUUUGUGUUUGUUUAUUGGUUGUAGGUCUUUGACCUAAAUGUGUUCAUUUGUUUACACAAAGGUGCACCUUGUAUUUCAGUUGAGGAAGAAGAAACAGAAAUCUGACUGAAUCACAUAUGCAUGCACGAUUUAUUUCUUGGUUUUUUUUUUUGUUAAACCAGUUGAUAAGGGAAUGAACAUAGAGUGCACUCAGAGGCAAAACUAAUAACUGAAUGUCUAUAAGGUGUCUUUAAACCUUUGUAGCCUAACUUUCUAUCUCUUAAGCACACAUCUUUAACCCUACAGGCAUCCCUGUAAAGUGCCAUACAUCUCAAAAACAUGAAUGGUAUUUAAGCAGUGUUACAAAGCAUAAAAUAAACAAAGAUUCCCUUUAAAUGUCUUAUUUUCUAUUUUGGACAGCAUGAAGUGUCCAGUUUUCAUUCCCUUAAGAAAACUGCUUAUUAGAAGUCCAUGCCACAGUUGUCUCCUUUUAUUUUCUCCUGAAUGGAUGGUUUUGUUUUUAUCAGCACACAGAUUCCUCCAUGUCAAGUAUAUGUACCGACUCUUAAGUCAGAUUGUUGUAUACGGGGGUCUUGAAGUUUUAGACCAAAGACCCUUCUAAUGAUGAAGAUAUUAUGCUGAAUAGCUUUGAAACAACAGGGCUGUAUGUUGGUAUCCGAACUGCUGUGAGACGGAAGUCUAAAACAUGCAACUGGUGUGAUUUGUUCAUUUGUGUGGUUGUGCAUAUUUUAAGGCAGAUCCUCAGAGUAAACUGAGUGUUUGAGUGUAAAUAUAGUCUGACAUAUUUAAGAAUAUUUGUUUAAUACCAGAGAACUGUUUCAGAUAGUCAGCCAAAGUCUUUUUUGUGUCACCGUUACUGGAUAUUGUGGAGUAAUGUAGAGAGAGAAGAUUUUUAAAAAUGUAUGGGCGGCAGCCCAAAGACGGAUGCUGUGUAAAGAGUAGAUCUCUAGAACUCUUUGUUUCCAUUGUGUUCUGGGUGUUUCUUCAGGCAUAUUUAAAUUUGGUGGAUAUUACAGGGAAAGUGGCAAGAAUAAAAAACGAUUGUAUUACUCAUCCAAAGCCUUAGAAUGUACCAUCGGGUCAGCACAAUGCAACAUGCCAUUUUGAACCAUCCAGUUGCCUAAUCCACGCCAUAUUAACACACAGACACUGACAUGCAUACAGACACUCACAGAGCACUAUGUACACGUCAUUUUUGUCAGUGUUUUCUUAACUUUCUUGUAGUUUUCUUUAGAUUAGGAGUGUUUACUUUUUGUUUGGACUACAUUUUGAUAUUUAGUUAUCAUAUUUAUCUUUCUUAUAAUGAAUAUAAGAUAAAAGUGUGUGUUUUGUGUGAUCCUCAUGCACAGUUUCCUGAAAUUCCAUGUAAUGUUAAUUUUAGUAUGAUUAUGAUUGUAAACUCAAUAUUUUCUACGUUAUGCAUAUUGUUGAACUGUAUGCAUAUUGUUCAUUUCUCUAGUCUCUUUUGUGUUCUUUGAACAAAGAUGUUUUAUAUGAGUAUCUAACAGUGAUGAAAUAAUAGAACAGAGAGGCUAAGUUGUCAAUGUGGCAACCGUUGCCAAUAACCGAGUAAUAUUUUAAUGAUUGUAAGGUUUGUAACUAGUCAUAUAAGAAAAAAAAGACUAUUAUAAAAAUCUAGUUCUUAGAUGUUUAGAGUAAAGAUGUUAUUUUCUACUGUAUCCAUUUCAAAUAGUAACUAUUGUUUUAAUAUUUUUACUCUCCCUGGAAAUUGGGCCAUGUUGGAAAACAAGCUGCAUAUUUGAUCACUUUUUGGGGGGCGUUACUGGCGGGGUCAGGUGAACGUGGCGAGAAGGGAACCGAGCGUUCGCUCGUCUCUCACUCAGCCGACUGCAAACACAAAUGGGUGGGGUGGGGAAUCAGGAGGCGAUAAAAGGUGAUAAAGGCUGACUUUUUUGCACUUCUGUACAUAGUCAAAAAAGAGAGAAUCAUGUAUAUUGAGAUCUUAUUUUGAAUAAAAAAAUAAUGUCUAUAACGACAAAGGAAUUUUGCUAGGAUAACAAAAAAAAUCUUACGAAAGGCUGAACAAAUUGCUUGCAUUAAAAGGGCACUGAGUUCUCACUCUCCGACCCCUUUCAGAAAAGGCCAAGUGUUGCUCUUCUUUUUCGUCAGCAGCUUGUAGUUUGCCAGGUAACCUUCCGGAGGAGGCGUUCACGGACCUCCAGCGUGAGGGCCUGGCUGGGUUUGUCUGGCCCCCCAUAACCUGCGGUUACCAGCAGGUUUGUGUGUCAUGGCCACGCCCUCCCAGGCCCAACCAAUCACAACCCGUCCUGUCUCUUUACUUUACUCAGAGAGGAAUGCAUGUUAAAGGAAAUACAUAUACCGUUUAAAAAAAGUCACCACAGUAAUACUGAAUAAGAAAACAUGUUACACAGAAAGAUGUAUUUACAGUAUACAAUAUUCUAUCAAUGUAAUGGAAUAAAAUAUAUAUAAAAAUACAAAAAUAGAAUAGUGGUUUAUUUAAAAAAAAGAUUCCUGAGAAUAUACUCACUAAAGUUUUACCACUUGGGGAGUUAAAAUACAUGCAACACAAACACCAUAGCUAUAAGUAUGUUCUUUAUGUUUCUGUAAGCUGUGCUUCUAGUAGAUGAAACUGACUUAACAGGAAUGUAGUUCAACACCAGGCUGAAUUUAAGAACCAUUUCAGAUUGAAUACUGUCAGUGGUUUGGUCAUAAAGUGGUAAAUUUGGAAUAUCGUCCUGAUCAUCUUUGUCAUCUCUCAUCUCCUAUAAGCACGCAUGCUUACAUUUAUGAUAUAAUGUAAACUGAACUUUUUUUUCCUUUGUCGUUUGUUUUCUCUGCUUGUAGUGCCGAUAUGAUGUAUUCUGUCUUCUGCUGCAGUUUGUUUCUGCUUGUUUUACUGCUGCAGGCUCCCUGGAAAGAUGUGUCAAGCUUGCAAGUCCACCACCUUCAAUGAAAAGCACCUGUAGAGAUACAACCCUGUGAUGGUCACUGUCUAAAGCCAUAAAAUAUAAUCUCAUCAGAAAGAAAAGCCGAGAAGGACCCAGAAAUGAAACCGAGGUGGAACAUUUUACUUUCUAAAGCGGAAGAAAUGUGUAAGCUUGGGUUUUAUUAGCUACAACAUCCUGGCAUAAAAGUUGUCAUGAAUGUGGCUAAUAUUACCCAUAGUAUGCUGUGCCAACUUUUGUGCAUGUGUGUAGUUAUUGUUUAAGAGUUCUUGACACAUUUUUUUUCAUGGGGCCUGCAUUGCUAUAUUUGAUUCUUGCUGUUAUGAAUAAAAAACGUAAUAAAAAUUUACAAAUGAACUGAA